Messenger RNA from Talaromyces atroroseus, 1146 nucleotides. RefSeq lists its product as hypothetical. Gene Ontology annotation, biological process: protein N-linked glycosylation. Bases 1 to 1146 code for a protein of 381 amino acids. Lineage: Eukaryota; Fungi; Ascomycota; Eurotiomycetes; Eurotiales; Trichocomaceae. Gene Ontology annotation, molecular function: alpha-1,6-mannosyltransferase activity. Gene Ontology annotation, cellular component: mannan polymerase complex. The transcript has a single exon. The record is from RefSeq and is a predicted model, not a curated record.
AUGAAAGCCAUCCGGAAGUUGUAUCCCCUGUGUGUUGCCUGCAUGUUAUUUGUCUUUUAUCUUUCAGGGUCAAAAUCUCCGAAUGCUAUGGGUGAUGAUAUUGUCUAUAAAGCCACGAUAAUAACAGGACAGUUCCCGCGCAAGAUAUGGCAAACGUGGAGGGUCGACCCGCUAACUUUCGAGGAAAAAUACUUGUAUAUUGCACGCACAUGGAUUCAAAAAAACCCGGGAUAUCGAUAUGAGGUCCUAACAGACCAGAAUGAUCUAUAUUAUGUUGAGACACAUUUUGGACCCGCUGGUUUGAACCGACCUGACAUUGUGCAUGUCUAUAAAUCUUUAACAGCCAGAAUCAUCAAGGCCGAUCUUCUCCGCUAUUUGGUCAUGUAUGUUGAGGGCGGAGUCUAUACGGAUAUUGAUGUUGAGGCUCUUCGAUCUAUUGACCGGUUCAUCCCAGAUCGCUUUGAUGAGAGAGAUAUCGAUAUGGUAAUUGGGGUUGAGAUCGAUGAGCCUGAGUGGCGCGAUCACCCGAUACUUGGUUCCAAGUCAGAGUCUUUCUGUCAGUGGACGUUCAUGGCCAAGCCACGUCUACAACUUCUUAUGAGCCUAAUAGAUGGUAUUAUCGACUGGAUACUCGAGACAUCGCGCAGUCAGGGUGUUCCAAUAGCGAAUAUACAACUCAACUUUGACGAGGUCCUCGGUGGCACCGGCCCUUCAGCGUUUACAAAAGCCGUUCUGGCUGAUAUGAGUGCUCGCUCAGGACAGACAGUGACCUGGAAAACAUUCCAUAAUCUCGCCGAGUCCAAGCUCAUCAGUGGCAUUUUGGUGUUGACUGUGGAAGCAUUCGCUGCGGGCCAGGGACAUUCAGACUCGGGAAAUCAUAACGCUCGAACGGCUUUGGUCAAGCACCAUUACCAUGCGUCCUUGUGGCCGGAAUCGCAUCCACGGUUCAAACAUCCUAUGUACGGCGAGAUUGAGCGAUGCAAUUGGGAUGAUGACUGUAUUAGGGUAUGGGACGACAACGUGAAGAUCUUUGAUUCUCUCCCAAAGGAUGAGCAGAUUCGGCAGGUCGCAGCAAAGGAGGCGCGCGAAGCUACGUACAGAGAUAUCCUGGCGGAGCAAAGACUGCAGGAACGUACAACCGAUUAG